AUGAUUGCAAAGGGCUUAUUAACAGUAUCGGCGCUGGCUGCUGCAGCUGCAUCGGCAACAUAUGCCGGCACCGUUUAUAAAGAAACACGCCGCACAGAUUCCCGGCGGAUGACACGUCAAAAUACUGUUCCUGAUUCACUUCGCAAUUCCAAAUCCGUCAAUGAAAUUGUUGAUCCCAAGGGAUGCUCGACUUCUUUUGACACACGGUCUAUCUCCAUCGACAUACCACCUCAUCGACGAAAUGUCUCGGAUGAGGAACUGCUCAGUAGAUUUACGAAGGCUUUCUUUGGGGGAGCUGUGAUUCGCCCGGAAAGAUUCGUCCUUCAAAAUUUGACACCAAAUCUUGUCAAUUUCUCAGGUAGGAUUCUCGAACCUCAUGCAUUCGGGUGA
Molecule: messenger RNA, 390 nt
Organism: Penicillium cosmopolitanum
Lineage: Eukaryota; Fungi; Ascomycota; Eurotiomycetes; Eurotiales; Aspergillaceae
Exons: 1
Coding region: 1-390 (129 amino acids)
Source: RefSeq, a predicted model, not a curated record